AUGUCGAUGUCGGAGAAGGGGUCUCAGUCCAUGCCGGAGAUUGGAUUUUGGGGGAAAAUGUUCAGUGGGGGCAGAAUCUUGGGGGGUGACGAAAGGGGCAUUAUUGACUUCACCAUUUUUGGGAAAGCUCUAGGAAAAGAGAUGCUUUUCAGUAUCAAGUUCAUUCCCGGCGAUCGGAUAAUGGAGCAAGGUCAAGGCUCAGAUUCGGCGGAAAGAUCUGGUGGUGGUAAAAAGGAAAACCGGGGUAAGUCGAAGAGAAGUGCCUGGUACAGUGAUUCAGACAACGACGAUGAUGAUAAGCUCGUAACAAUAGAGAAAGGGUCUAGGAAGAAGAAGUGGUACUCUUCUGAGGAGCACUCGUCGACAAUGAGAGCAGUGAUGGAAAAGACACAAGAAGGUGUAGAAAGAAGAAAGGUAGAAGGAGAAGUAGAAGCAGCAGGAAAGGCUAUUCGUCUGAGGAUUCUUCUGAUCCUGAAGAAUCUGGUGGUGGUAGGCGUCCUAGUAGGAGGGAAAAGCACUGAAAGAAGGAUAGGAGUAGAAGGAGAAAGGAAAGUGGCUCAGAUGAUAAUGGUUCUGAAGAUGCAAAUGAACUGGCUUGAAUACCUGGUCUGCCUGCGGUUACUUGGUGAUAAGGGUUUAGUGGUUAACCCGAGGGAAUUAAAUCCCUACCUGAGGGACAAUGGAAGCAGUUACCCUGAAGAAGCGGCGGAUGGAUCUGCUGGAGACCAGCUUUUGUCAUCCUCAGUUGAAGAAGGUGGUGCAAGUUGGAGGCUGAAAGCCUUAAAGCGAGCUCAAGAACAGGCAGCUCGCGAGUGCCGUAAACUCGAAGAGGUUGUAGCUGAAAGAUGGGGUUCUCUAGGUCAGCUAACUGUCUCCGUAUCAUCUCGCUCGGUUUCUCGAGAGUAUUUAAAGGAUGUCUCUAUUCGUAAUUCUCAAAUGAGGAAGCGGAAAGUGGAUAAUACUUUAUCAGGGGGUAAGCGGAAAUUUCAUGAUGUGUCUGCCAAGGAUGCAAGUUUGAUCUCGGCUGCAGCUUCUAGUUUGAACAAGUUCUCCAAUGAUGGAAGCUUUAUGGAUGAGGCUCUCUGGGAGCAGAGAAAUGAUUCUACUGUGGCUGUUGCUUCUUCGAUGUGUGAGGGAGAGCUUUCACAGCAAUCAUCUGAACCCAGCUUCGCAAUUAGAGAAAUUCUAAAUGAGGGGUUGAGUGCAAAUCAGUUAGCAGUGAAGGCCUUGCAGCUUUGCAUGAAGGGAAAGCACGAUGAAGCUCAGAAACUUAUGCAUCAUCUUUCUUUGUCUACCAGAAUGAAGUGGAGAACCUUAAACUCAAGGAACGUGAUGGUGGUGGAAAUUAGUGCAAGCUGCAGGAAACACGAGCAGAGAAAGAAAGAUUAUGAUGCUGAUAUGUAUCUAGCUCGAACAAUAACAAAAAAGCAGUAUAGCAUCUCUGGCCAAGCAGAAGAUGAGUACGGUUAUGAGGUUGCUCCGAAGAAGAAGUCCCGACAUAAGGGGACCAAAAGUAACAAUAGGGCCGAUCAGCCUAGUGCUCUUGGAAAAAGAUUAACAACCCAGCAAGAACGUUGCCUCUUCUGCUUCGAGAAUCCCAACAGACCAAAGCACCUUGUUGUCUCGAUUGCCAAUUUUACAUACUUGAUGCUACCUCAGUGGGAACCUAUCGUGCCUGGUCAUUGCUGUAUAGUUACUGCACAGCAUGAAUCAUCCACGAGAACUGUAGACGACAAUGUGUGGGACAAGAUCAGAAAUUUCAAGAAAUGCCUCAUAAUGCUGUUUGCAAAGCAAGAUGAGGAAGUAGUCGUUCUAGAGACUGUGAUGGGUUUGGCUCAACAACGCCGUCACUGUUUGGUGAAAUGUGUUCCGCUACCAAGGGAUGCAGCAAGGCAGGCUCCUUUGUACUUUAAAAAGGCUGUUGAUAAAGCUGAGGAUGAGUGGAGCCAACACAAUCCCAAGAGAGUCAUCGAUACGAGCAGAAAGGUACUCCGGGCGUCCAUCCCCAAGGACUUCCGCUACUUCCAUGUGGAGUUUGGCAUCAUCAGAAGUUUUGUCCAUGUGAUCGAUGACGAGAAGCAGUUCAAGAGCAGCCUUGGCCUUAACGUGAUAAGAGGCAUGCUCCAACUCCCUGCGGAGGACAUGUACCGCCGUAGGAGGGCAGAGUCCAUUGAAACCCAGAGGCAGGCAGUUGCAAGUUUUGCUCGGGAAUGGGAGCCAUUUGAUUGGACCAACCAACUGGACUAGGUCGUAUCAUAUGGCUUGAGGAAAAUAACUGCAGCUAGGCUCGGUCUCGAAAAAGGAAACAAGGAGAAUUUCAUUCUUAUUGCCGGAGUCGCCUCUAUCGCCAAUUCUUCGGGAAAGUCCGGAAGUUCAUUCUGGUGAAACCGAGAUCAGUCAUCUCUGGUGCUUAUGUAGAUUCAGUAGAGAAGAUUUGAGGUCCUACUAUAUGAGCCAAAUCGUUUUACUGGCUCAUUCUAUCGGUACAGGCUCCUAUUCUCGAAGUUAUUUCUGUUACUGUGAUAGUGUUAUCUCCUUUUGUUAUGACACUUCAUUUGUGUAUUCAUCUGUGAUUCUGCUAGUCUUUGCGGCGGUGCUUAAUUUUGUAUAAAUGGCAAUGGACAGAGAGCAAGCAUUCAAUUCUAGUCGGAGUGAGAUCCUCUGAACUGAAUACAAGAAAGAAUUUGAAUUUCCA
Molecule: messenger RNA, 2695 nt
Organism: Punica granatum (pomegranate)
Lineage: Eukaryota; Viridiplantae; Streptophyta; Magnoliopsida; Myrtales; Lythraceae
Source: RefSeq, a predicted model, not a curated record